GAAAUUCUGUGGACGAAAGAGUUGCUUCAACAUCCGUGCUUUAAAUGGAGAAUAAAAGCUUUCAGCACCAACUAUUUAUAUUGUACGCACUGGCUUUCGCUCAAGUUCAGUUGCAGAUACCACCUGCCUAUAUUGUUAAAAACAGCACAGGAUGUCUCAAUAUAUCAAUAUCUGAAAACGUUAAUGAGAAUUCUUCUUUAUGGAUAAUGUUCAAUGAAGUGUUUUUAUGUAACCUCACUAAUUUUCACAAUCCUGAUCCAUCUGUUGACAUAAAUGCAAACUACAAUGGAAGAAUACAAUGUUCAGUAACAGAAUCUUACAACAAAGCAAGCAUUUGUUUCACGAUGGGCGUCAAAACAUCUGAUGCCGGAGUUUAUGAUGCAAGAUUAUUCAAAGAUUCAGAUGAAUUCAUCACAAACAAUACAUUGUAUGUCAAAGAUAAGCCAGAACCACCUCAAAACCUGUCAGUUAUAUGCUCAGAUGCAAGAAAUGCAGCUCUUUUCUGGAUACCAGGUUCUGAUAGAGGAGCUCAUCAAAACUUUGUAGUGACUUACAAUAUACCAAACCAGCGAGCGCAAAACAAUCACACUGUUUGGGGCAACAGUUUGAUGAUCUCGAACUUGGAAAGGCGACAGUACGUGUUUUCUCUUACUGCUAUUAACGCGAUUGGAGAAUCUAAGCCUGUUCAAGCCAGAUGCACCAUCGGAGAUUUGGACGAAGAAAGCUGUCUACUCAGCCGGUUCUUUGGGUCCUUGUUUGGAUUGUUUUUGCUGAUCUCUGUUGGACUCUUUUCAUUCAUAGUUGUAGCCAUAAAGCGCAAACAAAUAAUCAUCUAUAAAUGCUGUCAUCUGAAAGAUACGCAAAAUUCUAAAUCGGAAAACGUCUCUUGUACUUAUGAGUUUCAAAAUGUGAUGGGUUCCAGAAACUCUACAAGCACGGAACAUCAAAUGGAAGCCUCGAGACUUACGAGUUCCUAUGAGGGCGUAAAUAUAUCUGAACAGGAAAAUUUUUACGAAAGUUAUGGUAAGGACAACCGGAUGGAGGAAUCAAGAAUCGCGACUCCCUACGACGACCUACAUAUUGCUGAACAAAUAAAUCUUUACGAAAAUGCUACUGGUACGGACAAUCAGAUGGAGGCAUCAAGAUCGACGAGUUCACAUGAAGAUGUUGCUAUUUCUGAACAGGCAUUUGUUUACGAAAUGUGCAUUCAUGAUACGGAAAAUCAGAUGGAGGCCAUAAGACCCUCGUGUACCUAUGGGAAUGUAGAUGUUGCUGGCUCGGAAAAUGUUUACGAUUUGUGUAAAUAGGAAUGAUGUCUGAGCUUUUGUGCACGGAAAUUUUAUGAUGCUGAAACGUAGCAUUUUCAAUUGUAGUAGUUAAAAAAUUGUGCUUGUAUAUCAGUGUAGGAAAUUGUUAUUAA
Magallana angulata is the source of this 1420-nucleotide messenger RNA. RefSeq lists its product as uncharacterized. Gene Ontology annotation, molecular function: protein binding. The coding region runs from base 45 to 1307 and encodes 420 amino acids. The record is from RefSeq and is a predicted model, not a curated record. The transcript has 15 exons. Lineage: Eukaryota; Metazoa; Mollusca; Bivalvia; Ostreida; Ostreidae.